This is a messenger RNA of Camelina sativa (false flax), 1488 nucleotides long. NCBI's taxonomy places the organism in Eukaryota, Viridiplantae, Streptophyta, Magnoliopsida, Brassicales, Brassicaceae. The record is from RefSeq and is a predicted model, not a curated record.
GACUUCUUCAAAACAAAACUUUAGAGGAAAAAGCUAGACCAAUCAGUCAGACAAAAACUAACUAGCAUAGUAGUAUUACAAUAUUAAUAUCGUGUUGUGACGAACAGAUCUUAUUGCUGCGAUCGACUUCUUCUUCUUCUUCUUCUCUUUCUGCUGCUCUAAACAGAGAUAUGGAGCACAAGUGAUCCACCGGUUAGAGUACAAAAGGGUGGUUCAUAUAAUGGAUAUCUUCACGAGAGAUCUCAUCCGUCGGAUCGUAGCAAGUAUUUUAUUGCCUCUCUUCCUUUUCCAUUACUUGCCUUACGUAACCUGCCAGCUAGAGUCGGAAUCUGCUGACCACAAUAGGAAAACCAAUUUUUCCACGGAAUUGAUAAUUGCAAUCAUUUUGCUUGUAACGUUUAUCUCAUUAAGCACGGUAGCUUGUUGCUUGCACAAGACCUUCUAUAGUGCAGAGAUUGAGGCGGCAGGCCAUGAAUUGUUGCACAGUAGAGCCAGCCGUGGGCUCGAGAAGGAAGUCAUCGAGUCCUUUCCAUCUUUCUUCUAUUCAGAAGUUAAAGGGCUCAUGAUAGGCAAAGGCGGAGUAGAAUGUGCGAUUUGUCUAAGUGAGUUUGAGGAUCAAGAAACACUACGUUUGAUGCCUCCUUGUAGCCACACUUUCCAUGCUAAUUGCAUCGAUGUGUGGCUCUCUUCUCGGUCCUCAUGUCCGGUAUGUCGUGAGAAUCUCUCUCUUAAACUAGGUGAAAGGUUUCCAUAUCCGAGCAUUGAUGUUGAAAUAGGAAAUGAACAAAGAGGUGUUCAAGGACCCCCCAAUGAGAGAAAUUUCACAGGUAAUAGUGUGACAUGGAAUAAUAAUGCAAAUUAUGGAAUACCUCGAUCGAGAUCUACCGGGUUACCGUCAAGCUGGCAGAUUCCUGAGAUAUUCUUCCUUCGAUCUCAUUCAACCGGACAUUCAUUGGUACAACUAGGUGAGAAUCUAGACCGAUUCACACUGCAGUUACCAGAGGAGGUGCAUAGACAAUUGGUUAGCUUGAAUCUUAUGAGGAGAAGCCACAUGGCGUUACCUCAAGCCAUGAGUUCGAGACAGGGCUACAGGAGCGGGAGCGAUAGAAGCGGUUCCUCUCUCUUUCUCUUUUCAAGCCUUGGGACAAAGGCUCCAAAGGCUUUUGUUCGGUCUACACAUGACAGGAAUGAUCAAUUCCGAGAGACUUCUGAUACGAACAACAACUUCGGUGAGAGGUCGUUCGAACGCCUCAUGCCAGAGAAGGUAUAACCUUUUUUAUUGGACAAACCCAGAGAUUAGAGAAGCUAUAACCUAUGUAUAGUUUCACCCCUUCAAAAGUCGAUCUCCGUUAUUAUAUAGUUUUUCAAUUAGCAUCUUUGGAAUAUCUUAUACAGUUUUCUCAAGGUAUGCGAAAUCCAAAAAAGAAAAAAAAUGUAUUUUUAAGAUUUAAUUAUUCCAGACAAAAGUUAUAUUGCAAUUAGAGACUA